AUGCGUUCCUCCAUCUUCGUCACUGCGGCUCUCGCCGUUGGCGCCAUCGCCACUCCAGUGCUCAAGCGCGACCUCGUCACUGAGUACGCCUACGUUACCGUCACUCAAUACGUAACGGCUGGCGGGGAGGCUCCGGCUCCUACUUCGACUGCUGCUCCGGCGCUCACCGUGACGCGUAACCGUGGCUACUGGACUCGCCGUUCCAGGAAGUCCACAACUACUUCCGUCGCUGCUCCCGCUCCCACUUCGGAGCAGCCCACCUUCGUCACUGUUCCUACCACUACCGAAGCUCCUGCUACCUCUGAGGUCCCAGCUACUUCUGAAGCUCCCGUUACUUCCGAAACUCCGGCUACCUCUGCUGCUCCGGCCCCCACCGAGGCUCCGGCUCCUUCUGAAGCUCCAGUGACUUCCGAGGCAGCUGCCCCUGCUCCCACCUCUGGUCGUCCGACUGGCUACGCCGAUCUUGUCUUACGCCAUCACAACGUUCACCGUGCCAACCACUCCGCUCCUGCUCUUGUCUGGGACGAGAACCUCGCCGCGAUCGCACGCGAAAUCGGAAGUUCUUGCAAGUACGAGCACAACACCAAAGCCGGCGGCGGGGGGUAUGGCCAGAACAUCGCUGCUGGCGUUCGGGAGAACAACGUCACCGCUGUCAUUACUGAGUUGUUCUACAAUGGCGAAGUCAACUUCUAUGAAGGCCAGUACGGCAAGGCGGACCCAGACAUGGGCAACUUCCAUGGUUGGGGCCACUUCUCGCAGAUCGUUUGGAAGGAGACUACUGCGGUUGGCUGCCACACCUUCGACUGCUCCGCCCGCGAAGGCAAGUUGGCCAAUGUUGGUGCUAACGUCGCUCCUUUCUUUACUGUUUGCAAUUACAAGAAGCCAGGCAACUGGGGCGGACAGUACGGCAAGAACGUCGGUGCAUCCCUCAACCACCCAACUGUUCGGUGGAACUACUAG
This is a messenger RNA of Coniosporium apollinis CBS 100218, 960 nucleotides long. RefSeq lists its product as uncharacterized. The record is from RefSeq and is a predicted model, not a curated record. NCBI's taxonomy places the organism in Eukaryota, Fungi, Ascomycota, Dothideomycetes. The coding region runs from base 1 to 960 and encodes 319 amino acids. Gene Ontology annotation, cellular component: extracellular region. The transcript is spliced from 3 exons.